Molecule: messenger RNA, 4476 nt
Organism: Acanthoscelides obtectus
Lineage: Eukaryota; Metazoa; Arthropoda; Insecta; Coleoptera; Chrysomelidae
Source: the annotation of a GenBank genome assembly
CCGGGAUCCUCGCUAACGCUGGCGGACCUUCCGACCGGCAGCAUCCACUUCAGUCCUAUGCCGACCGUCGCGGAGAUCGGUCGUGUUUGAAGCUUGCUAUCGGAAUGUACAGAACGUAAACAAGCUUUGUGCCAUUCAUCGUCGAUAUGCCCGUAUCGUGACAGCUCAAAAUGGCUCAACGUUUGCUGUUAGUGUUUGUGUUUGGUGUGACAGUGGUUGCUGAUUACUCAAGAAACACUACGACCUCAUCACCAUCAAUUCCAAUUAGAUACGAUGCUCCUGAGGACUGCAAAUGGUGGUUAUAUCCUGCAGCCCCUGAGGAAGUGGCGCUUACCUGCAAUCUUAGGACGAUCAACAGCGAGUUUGACAAUACGAACUUUAGCGUGAUACCAUCGGAACACACGACUGCGCUACGUAUAGCAUGCAAUCCCGAAAUCCUUUCAAGGAGCAGUUUGAAUGAUAGAAGCUUCGUCCAUUUGAGUAAGCUCAGAGCGUUGGAACUGGAGAAUUGCAAAUUAGGGCGAUGGCCUGCUGAAACCUUACUGGGCUUGAGAGACCUCAGAAACCUAUCCAUCAAGACACAUAACACUGACUGGCCAGCAAUGAACCUGGACUUCGCACGUGAUAGUUUCAUGUCAGUCCGACAGCUGGAACGACUUGAUCUCAGCUGUAAUAAUAUUUGGUCCUUCCCUGAGAAUCUUUUCUGUCCACUCAUCAACUUAGUGUUCCUAAACGUGAGUGAGAAUCGUCUGCAAGACGUCAACGACUUAGGAUUUCGAGAAAAAGCUCCAGAACCUCCUCAACCAUUGAUAAGUGUAUCUGAAGAUGACCCAGAGCAUCACUCUGAGGCUGCUAGGACUUUAGCGAAUCCAUGUAGUUUGGACAUCCAGGUACUGGAUACGUCAUUUAACCACUUUGUGCUGAUCCCAGCGAACGGCUUCAGUGUUUUGCGAAGACUUCGAGAACUGUAUAUCCAUAACAAUGAAAUCUCCAUGGUUGCAGACAAGGCACUAUCAGGAUUAAAGUCCCUGCAAGUUUUUGAUUUGUCCAACAACAAGGUGGUUGCAUUGCCCUCGGAGUUGUUCAAAGACUGUGGUAGUUCAAUUAGAGAGAUUUACUUGCAAAACAAUUCGAUUAGUGUACUUGCACCUGGUUUGUUUACAAAUCUAGAACAACUUCUCGCAUUAGAUUUAUCGAGGAAUCUGCUGACUAGCUCUUGGAUCAACGCGGAAACCUUCUCAGGAUUGAUACGCUUGGUGCUACUGAACCUCUCCUUUAACCGAAUUACAAAGCUGGAGCCAUCGUUCUUCAAGGAUCUAUAUACACUUCAGAUUCUAAACUUGCAACACAACUCUCUGGAAACCAUCCCUGCCGAUACUUUUGCACCUAUGAACAAUCUACAUACGUUGAUUCUCUCGUUCAACAAAAUCACGUACCUAGACGCCUACUCGUUGAAUGGUCUCUACGUGUUGUCCCUAUUAGCUAUGGAUAAUAACGUGCUGGAAGGAAUUCACCCAGAGGCAUUCAGGAACUGUUCCAGUUUACAGGAGUUGAAUUUAAACGGAAACUUGCUAAAAUCCGUCCCGUUAGCUUUGAAAGAUAUGCGGCUUUUGGGAACUUUGGAUCUCGGCGAAAAUCUCAUCUCAGUGAUAGAAGAUCCGGGAUUCCGGGGGCUGCACAACCUAUACGGCUUACGACUAAUCGGAAACAGAAUUCAGAAUGUGAGCAAACGCGCCUUCACUGAUCUACAUACGUUGCAAAUUUUGAACUUAGCCAGAAAUAGGAUAAAGAAUGUGGAACAAGGUGCGUUUGUAUUUAGUAACAAUCUGCAAGCGAUCAGAGUGGAUGCAAACCAAUUGACUGACAUUAACGGUCUGUUCUCAGAAGUAUCGACUCUGUUGUGGCUGAACGUAUCGGAUAACCAAUUAGAAUGGUUCGAUUAUGCGUUGAUCCCGCGCGGUUUGCAUUGGCUUGAUAUGCAUAAAAACAACGUCGUCGAACUUGGGAACCACUACAACCUUGACUUCGAAUUACAGUUGCAGACGCUGGAUGCCAGUUUUAAUAGAUUGACGAAGAUCAAUGCCGCGUCGGUUCCAAGCAGCAUACAGUUGUUGUUCUUGAAUGAUAAUCUCAUCACAAAGGUCGAAUCACACACAUUCUUGAAGAAAGUGAAUCUCACGAGAGUGGAUUUAUACGCGAAUCAAAUUGUUAGUAUGGACCUGACUGCCCUGCAAUUGACUCCAGUUGACCCGGCAAGGCCUCUACCAGAGUUCUACAUAGGAGGUAACCCGUACCAGUGCGAUUGUACUAUGGAGUGGCUGCAAAGAAUCAACGCGCUGGAUCAUCACAGACAACAUCCGAGAGUCAUGGACUUGGAAAGCAUCUACUGUAAGUUGCUUUAUAAUCGUGAUAGCAAUUACUUGCCACUGAUGGAAGCAGAUUCCUCGCAAUUCCUGUGCACCUACAAAACUCAUUGCUUCGCCUUGUGCCAUUGUUGUGACUUUGAUGCAUGUGAUUGUGAAAUGACCUGUCCGACGAACUGUACGUGCUACCAUGACCAAUCUUGGGCUGCAAAUGUUGUUGAGUGCUCCGGAGUAGGUUAUACCGAGAUGCCUAGUAACAUUCCUAUGGAUGCUACAGAAGUUUACUUGGACGGUAAUAACUUUGGAGGACUAUCCAGUCACUCCUUCAUUGGUAGAAAAAAUUUGAAAGUUCUUUACGCUAAUAACUCUCAUAUUGCUGCAAUAUACAAUCACACGUUUAGCGGCCUGAAACGAUUAAUUAUUCUACAUCUUGAAGAUAACAAGAUAAAGGAACUGCUUGGGUUCGAACUUGCUAGUUUGGAGUCUUUGAGAGAACUUUACCUGCAGGAAAAUAUGAUCCAUUUCAUAGACAAUAGAACGUUUCUAGAACUUAAACACCUAGAAGUAAUACGACUGGAUGGGAACAGGUUAUAUUCAUUUGAAAUAUGGCAACUGGGACUGAAUCCUUAUCUCGUGGAGAUAGGACUAGCAUACAAUCACUGGUCUUGCGACUGCCAAUACGUGACGAAAUUCAAAACUUGGCUGGAAAUUAACUACGCCAAAGUUCUUGAUGCGGGCAAAAUAGCGUGUAUGUAUAACAACAUAACAAAAUUCAUCGGCCCUCACGUGUCGGAUUUCAAUAGUUCUUCGUGUGUGAACGUUUACUCGGGCAGUAAUCGAGCCAUUAUGGAAACUCAGACCAUGAACGAUUAUCUGCCAUUGCUGUUGGUGACCAUGUGCGUGUUCAUUUCUAGUGUUGUGAUAGUUUGUGGGGCGUUCUACUACCGUAGGGAGCUAAGGGUGUGGAUAUACUCGCGAUGCGGCUUGCGUAUGUGCUACAAAACCACCGCGUUUGAGGAGCAGCAAGACAAGGACAGACUGUUUGACGCGUACGUUUGUUACAGUGUGAAAGAUGAGGCUUUUGUCACGCAAGUGAUCACUUCCGGUUUAGAAUCGGGAGAUCCUAGCUAUAGACUGUGUCUCCACUAUAGAGACUUCAACGUGUCGGCUUACGUGGCUGACACUAUCAUAGAAGCAGUGGAAUCUUCUCGAAGAACAAUUGUAGUGAUAUCAACGAACUUUCUAUAUAACGAGUGGUGCAGGUUCGAGUUCAAAUCAGCACUACACGAGGUAAUGAAAGACAGGCGGCGUAAGCUGAUCUUCAUAGUGUUCGGGGAGAUACCUCAGCGGGAUUUGGAUCCCGAUCUGCGACUGUACCUGAAGACCAACACAGUGAUAGAGUGGGGAGACAGACAGUUCUGGCAGAAGCUGCAGUUCGCAAUGCCUGACGUGAGAAGGCCGUGCAUGCACCAGGGGUCUUCUCUGAACAUCUAUGCGACUGCUACUUCACAUCGAGCGCAGAGUCCUGGGUUGCCACCUCCACCGCCUCCUGGAAAGCUGCCGCCUUUCCUGCAGCACACGUCUAGUUUGCCCAGAGACAGCCGGACCAUGCCGCAUCCGCUGUGGGCGUAGCGAUUAUCUUUUAGCAGUCAAACAGGUACCGUCCAUCUGGCAACGUCGCAUCUCACCGAGGCCUGACCGCACAACGCGCUCAGAGAGAAGCACAGUGGUAGUAAUGCUAGUGCACUUACCAAAGCCAGCGCGCUCGCCGGUGAGCGCAGAAAGCAGAAGCAGGAACGCAUUUCUCUAUCAUUCUCAUCAAGUUUUAGUAGCGAAUGUACGAGGAUUUCCUGAAACACCAGAUUGAUGCUCGAGCGUUCGUCCAAAACGGGUCAGAGGGAUCUAAGAGAAUAAACGGGGUAGCGCACCCUAGAUCAUGUGAUUUAAAUUUAGUGAAAUAGAAUUACUCUAUAGAACAGUUCCCUCGUUCAAGUAACUUUUCUGUAUACGCUAAUUUUCAAUUCUGUUGUAUAUAGUUCUGUAUAGCUAUUGUAAUUAUUUUUUGCUGUACAUUUUUGUUUAUAUAUUUGUAUAAAGUGUAUAUUUAAUAUAU